CUUUGGGCUUGUGUGAAGCGUUUGUCAGCGACCUCAUCUCAGUUCGAGUUUCGGUUCAAUCCUUUCCUUAACCCGCACUGCGCUCCUAUUAGUCCGGCUCAGCGUCGUAGGCACAACUCGUGCUUUCCGUGACUAAUUGAAGAUGGCAUCGAAUACAAAGGGCGGAGGCGCAAACCGUCUCUCGUUCGCAAAGAUCGCAGCAAUGCCUCCUCCCUCCAAACUGGAGUCUCCGAUUGCCCACCCUGAAGAGAACGGCUCUCAAUUAACCGAACCACCGACGAGCCCAUCGGCAUACCACACUUCCAGCACGACCUUACCCCCGGAGCAGUCCGUCAUUCAGUCGAAAGAAAACAGCGCAGACCGACAGAUUGAAGGCCUCGGAAAAGCCGUAAAGGCUCUUGGGCUUACAAAAGGGAAGAACCCGGAGGGCUCAGAGUCCUCUGGAGACCCACAAGAGAACGGCGUUCUCAAGAGAGAAACAUCCUUUGAGGAUGACAGGACUCACCUAUCUAACUCUUCUACUAAACAGACGAGCUUUGACUCGAAAAGCAUGGCGUCUGUUACAACCUUCGCCAUGGACGAGAAGGAUUCGUUACGCCCGGACGACAGCGCAAGCGUCCAGGCUGCGGACGAAGAAGAGUCUCUCUCCGGUCCUGCUUCUGGAGCACCAAACUCGCUGACAGGAUCUGAAUCUGGUGCGAGAGGACUUAGAGAUCACUUGCGGGAUGCUAGUCUCCAGAAAGCAAGAGGCGUUGUCCCCGGCGCUGCGCCCCGUUUCAAUGAUGGCGGUAUCCAGAUUUCGGGAGCGAUUCCCCCGGGCUCUGUUUCUAACAACUUUGUUCUGCCGAAUGCAGACUCCUUCCAAGACGGCAGAUCUCUCCAUGGUUUCCCGUCAGAGCCAGACGAGAAACUUUUGGAGGCAAUGAACUCCCCCAAAGACCGCCUUCUGUUACUACAGCUGGAGGAAAAGAUCCGGAUCUUUAUCCAAGACUCAAAAGAACAAUCUCUGGAACUUCCGCCAUCUAACGCGUUUGGACGGCUCCUCGCACAUAAGCUGGGCGACUAUUAUCACCUAACCCACUUUGUGGACAAUAACGUCACAUCUGUCCGCCUUCACAGAACACCCUUCUGUCGACUGCCUACUCCCCUAGCCUUACUACAUGCCGCUAAUACAACGCCUCCUCCAAGUGCUCCAGCGAUGAAAAUCAUGCGCCGCAAUGGAGAUCGUCCUGGGGGUAGUACAGGUGCUAACUCCUCAGCUCCCUCUAAGACCACCUCGGAAGCUGGUGGAGAAGGUAACGACGAAGAGCGCGGUGGCUCUUCUGCUGGCGCAACACCAGCCAAGGACAGAACUACCAUGACUCGGGAGGAGCGAGAAGCUAAGUACCAAGAGGCUCGGGAGAGAAUAUUCCGCGAUUUCCCCGAGUCGAAGUCUUCCGACAACGCAAGCGGCGAUCAAAGCGCACAGAUGUCCCGUUCAAGUUCGGCCAGUGGUCGAAAGAAAACUCACAGACAGAAAACACCACAUGACGAUAGCUUUGAGGCAAGAUCGCAGUUCAAUGCUUACUACCCAGGGAUGCAUUAUGCUUCCGGUCCGGUCCCAUACAAUGUCCCCAUGGGCGAUGGCUCUUAUACAGGCCAGCCACCUUACAUGGUUGGACCUGGCGCUUCGCCCAGCAUGGGGUACGUCCAGAAUGCCCAGCACAAUGCGAUGUAUUCUGCACCGAUGAACAUGAACUCUGUCCCACAUUAUCCUAUGACGGUCUCUCCUCACAUGGCUCAGAACAACGGUUGGCAGAAUGGUGCUUUGCCUCAAGGAUCGCCAUAUUCAGGAUAUGCGUCCAUCAACCAGCCGUCAGCCAUGAUGGCUCAACAGUCGUCCACGAGGUCUUCUCCCGCGAUGAACAACUACGCUGUUCCCAACACUGCACAGUACCAGCAGACGGCUCCCUCGUGGAUGCCAACACCUUAUCAGUCAAGCUUCCAGCAUUCCCCGCAGCGCAACCCUCCACCCGUACACUGGCCGAACUAUCCUUCUCAGUCCAUGGUAUCAGGACCCGUUACGUAUCCGUAUGGACAACUGCCGGCACAGCCUUACGGCCCGGGAAUGCAGAAUCAUGCAAACCAGCACCCAUUACCUGGGAGCUUCACUAGAUCCCCUUUCAACCCCCAAACCCGGUCUUUCGUGCCUGGUGCUGGGUCCCCCAUGGGUUACCCCGGAAAAGGGAAUCAGCAUGGAAUGGGUCACUCCUAUGGGGGACCUCAGCCUGGCAACCAGCAGCAGUGGGGUGGAUCUCAGUCUCCUGCUUCAAACUAUGCCGCAGGACGCAAUGGCUCAUCUAGUAGCCAGGAUUCUAUCGCGAAAUGGGGCACACCAUCCCAUUUGCCUCCAAAGCCUCCACCCUCAGAGGUCUCUUCUGACUUCGAUAUGAAGAAUAGGAUUACUUCCGUGCCAAACAACAACGGGCUGCCCAACAUGAAAAAUGGACCGCUCGUGGUUUCAGGAGGCUCCAAACAAAACUGAUUUCAAACCGUUAUCAGCCAAUUUCCUUUCUUGUGCAUCUUUGCUAUGUGGCGUGGUGAUACGAACUGCAAUGAAAUAGCUGCGGUGAUCCUCCGGCGGGUGGCGUACCUGGGAAGCUUCUGGUUAUCAUGUGGCGAGCAUCAUAAAAAGUCUGACACUUGGUGCAUCGUAUGUCGGGACUCUCUUUUGUGUUUCCUCAUCCGCAACCUAACCCUGGCAGGUGAAGGCGUGAGCGGGGACCCGAGUAGAGGGAGGGGUCUUUGAGCCGGCAGAACGGCUCGAAGCAAUGCAAACAGAAUUUCUACUCACAUUGAUUGAUAUCCACGCAGUUCUCUCGCGUAGCGGAGGAAUGGCGUGGGCGCUAGGGCAAGAUUCGGGAAAACAUAAUGACUUCCAACGCUGAUCAUCUUCUGUUUGUUAUGGCCAAAGGACGGGGAAAGAAAGA
This is a messenger RNA of Paecilomyces variotii, 2969 nucleotides long. RefSeq lists its product as hypothetical. Gene Ontology annotation, biological process: galactose metabolic process. The transcript has 4 exons. Bases 143 to 2524 code for a protein of 793 amino acids. Lineage: Eukaryota; Fungi; Ascomycota; Eurotiomycetes; Eurotiales; Thermoascaceae. The record is from RefSeq and is a predicted model, not a curated record. Gene Ontology annotation, molecular function: nucleic acid binding.